UAUUUAACCCUCCAAGCUGAAACUUCACAAGCCCCGAUGAAAGUGCGCUGCUGAAAAAAUAAAAAAAAAUUGCUGGCAAGAUUGUUGUGGUCCACGAAAUUAUGGUGCUGCGUUUCAUAAUGUUGCGGCGGUGUUGGUGACCACGCGGAAGUUGUGAGAUAACGCGAGGAAGAUGAUGCGUGCGUGCCUGCUGUGAUCAAAGUCUAAAAAACCGCCAUCUCAUCGUGUGGUAUCGUGCUGAUCGUCCCGGAGAGUUACACGAGAAAACAGACAUCACCCAAGGAUGGCCUCGUCGGUUGCACUUAGAUGGACCUAUUCCGGCGGACGUUCCCUGCUACGGACGGCCACGGUCGGUGGAGGAGGUCACCACCGUCAUUCGCAUCAUCAUCAGGCACACGAUCUCGUGGAGCAGCACGACCGUCAACAUGAUGUGGAGGAAGUACGGAUUCCGGUGCCAUACGGUGAAAUCGCUGGCAAAUGGUGGGGACCGAAGAAUGUGCGACCCAUCGUUUCGAUUCACGGUUGGCAGGACAACGCGGGCACCUUCGAUCGGCUUAUACCGCUGCUACCGAAGCACAUUAGCUUCCUUGCGCUGGAUCUCCCGGGUCAUGGACUUUCCUCACGCAUUCCCGACGGUAUGAUGUAUCACUCGCUCGACAACACGUUCGUGUUGUUCUAUCUGAUGCGCGAGUAUGGCUGGAAGAAGUUGUCCCUGAUGGGCCACUCGAUGGGUUCGAUCCUGAGCUUCAUCUUCACCGCGACGUUCCCCGAUAAGGUGGAUUUCUAUAUCGGUAUCGAUGCACUCAAACCGCACAUCUCCGAUCCGCACAAAUUCCCGGGGCGACUAGAGAAACGCCUGCCGCAGGCCCUACUGGCGGACAUUCGCAAUCGCGAGAAGUCGGAACCACCGUCCUAUCCGUACGGUGAACUAAUCGAACGGUUGCAUCUCGGGACGAACAAAUCGGUCAGCCGCGAAGCGGCACCGUUUCUGCUGUAUCGUAAUACACGCAAAUCGACACUCCACCCGGACCGGUAUUACUUCACGCGGGACAGCCGGCUCAAGCACAGUGCUGGCGUCGGUUGGGACCAGCCCAUCAAUUUGGAGUUUGCCAAGCGUAUGAAGUUGCCCUAUCUGUUCAUCAAAGCCAAACACUCGCCGUACUACGAGGAACGGAAGUACUUUGACGAGUUUGUCGAAACAGUUCAGAGCAACAAUCCGCAGUUCCAGCUCGAAUUCGUCGACAGUACGCACCAUCUACAUCUGACGGAGCCGGAGAAGAUAAGUCCGAUCAUUAGCAAGUUUCUGGAGAAACACUGGAAACAAGAGAACGAACAUUAGCGUUGAGUUGGGUGUGACGAUGUAAGGGGCUCCGGUUUAACUUAUUGAUGUACCUCUUAAUAGAACAAUAUUUUAAAAACAGAACCCAGAUAAAACGUGUGUUCCGCGGAGAAGGAUUGGAUUAUUUGAAUGGCUUUUUGUUAAGUUUGUCUAUAAUAAAUAAUAUAAAAGACCAAA
This is a messenger RNA of Anopheles darlingi, 1516 nucleotides long. RefSeq names its product probable serine hydrolase. The transcript has 2 exons. NCBI's taxonomy places the organism in Eukaryota, Metazoa, Arthropoda, Insecta, Diptera, Culicidae. The record is from RefSeq and is a predicted model, not a curated record. The coding region runs from base 284 to 1339 and encodes 351 amino acids.